CUAAGCUUCAACAAAAACAUCUACAACUAUCCAUAAUCAUAACAAGCUAUAUCUAUCAUCGCGUUCAAAGCAUCAUCUUCAAAUGAAUCGCGACCGAUAUGGCUAGUUCAACGACACCUCUCCUCGCCGACGACCGUCGAAAUAGCGAUGGUGAUUGCGACUCGAGAAACGACUCAGAAGAUAAUCUACGCGGACAAUCUAUAGCUACGCGGGUUGGACGGUCAUGGCAUAGUAGAUUACGAGAGAUCCUGCUAUUUGUCUGGGCCCUUCUCGCGACCGCUGGAGUAAUAGUUCUCGCCGUUUGGGUAUCGCAUCAACAACAAACGUCGUCCGCAAAGCCUGCCGGCAAGCGAAAUUUAAUCUUCAUGGUCUCUGAUGGUAUGGGCCCUGCCUCGCUAUCUCUGACUCGUGGUUUCAGGCAAUAUACCGAAGGCCUCGAGUACGGCGACACCCUCACCCUCGAUAAGCACUUUUGGGGUAGCAGUCGGACGCGGAGUAGCUCAUCCUUAGUUACGGACUCUGCUGCUGGAGCGACUGCAUUUAGUUGUGGAAAGAAAAGCUAUAAUGGCGCCAUUUCGAUGCUACCUGAUUCAACUCCCUGCGGGACUGUUCUCGAAGCUGCUAAAAAGGCCGGAUACAAGACUGGACUGGUUGUUACAACGGAUAUCACUGAUGCAACCCCCGCUUGUUUUGCCAGCCACGUCCAUGUACGUCAACAAAACGACGAUAUUGCGGUUCAAGAAGUCGGAAACGGACCUCUUGGUCGUGUGGUAGAUUUAAUGUUUGGAGGCGGACGGUGCCAUUUCCUUCCCAACGGAACCGAUGGCGGAUGCCGUGCAGAUAACAUCGAUGUGAUAGAAAUGGCUAAGAAAGAUUAUGGUUGGAAUUAUAUCAAUGACCGGCCAGGAUUUGAUGAGUUCUGGGAAGGUAAAAAGGAGGUCCCGCUUCCGAUAUUGGGACUUUUUGCUCCAACAGACAUUCCAUUUGAGCUCGACAGGCGUAACAUGAACGAUAUCUACCCCAGUCUGAGCGAAAUGGCCAAGACAGCUUUAAGAGCUCUGGAAAAGGCUACAGAGGGCAGUGAGCAAGGAUUCUUUUUGAUGAUCGAGGGCAGCAGAAUCGACCACGCUGGUCAUGAAAACGACCCGGCCGCACAAGUGCGCGAGGUCCUCGAAUAUGACAAGACAUUCAAAGCCGUAUUGGACUUUUUGGACGAGAGCGAGACUCCGGGCGUCCUAGUUGCUACCAGUGAUCAUGAGACAGGUGGAUUAUCAGUAGCACUACAGGUGAAUGCCGACUAUCCGCAAUACUUAUGGUACCCUGCCGUAUUAGCGAAUGCGUCAUCGUCUUCAGAAUAUCUUGCUCAUCGCCUUCAAGGGCACCUGGCACAAACCCCCGACCAUUCCGUCGCUAAACUAAAGAAGUAUAUUAAUGAGGAACUUGUCAAGCCUGGCCUUGGUAUCCAUGACGCCUCCGAAGAAGAGCUCACGACGUUGGCUUCAAGACCAGAGCUGGCACAGUAUUCGUUUGCCCACAUGAUUAGCAUUCGUGCACAGAUCGGAUGGAGCACUCACGGCCACUCCGCCGUAGAUGUUAAUAUCUACAGCUCCGGUGGUCCCGGGACAGAAGCGAUUCGGGGCAACGUGGAGAAUACCGACGUAGGGAAAUAUCUGAGGGAAUAUCUUAAUGUCGACGUGGAUGCGAUCACGAAAGAAUUGAAUGAGAAGUUGGGUUCGAAGCGAACUUUUGGAAUCAGUCACGAUAUCGCCGCCGAUGGUGCUGGCGAGGACCAUUGGGCAGCUCAUGAGAAGAUGGAGGCUCAGCGUUUUGGUUAUUAGAUGAGGCCGUAAUAUUUUGGUUCAUGCAAAUGUUUAGUAUUGAGUUUGGGAGUUAUAGAAAUUGUAUUUUGGGAUAGGGGUUAUCAUACAUACACUGAAUGCAUAGGAGGUACCUAGGUAGAUAAGGUAGAUAAAUAUAGCGAAUGAAGAAUCGAUACUCACUUGCAAGAAA
This is a messenger RNA of Daldinia caldariorum, 2010 nucleotides long. RefSeq names its product alkaline phosphatase-like protein. Bases 99 to 1838 code for a protein of 579 amino acids. Gene Ontology annotation, cellular component: fungal-type vacuole membrane. The transcript has 3 exons. The record is from RefSeq and is a predicted model, not a curated record. Gene Ontology annotation, biological process: dephosphorylation. NCBI's taxonomy places the organism in Eukaryota, Fungi, Ascomycota, Sordariomycetes, Xylariales, Hypoxylaceae. Gene Ontology annotation, molecular function: alkaline phosphatase activity.